This is a messenger RNA of Drosophila obscura, 1115 nucleotides long. RefSeq names its product ubiquitin-conjugating enzyme E2 R2. The transcript is spliced from 3 exons. The record is from RefSeq and is a predicted model, not a curated record. Gene Ontology annotation, biological process: protein polyubiquitination; ubiquitin-dependent protein catabolic process. Bases 84 to 842 code for a protein of 252 amino acids. Gene Ontology annotation, molecular function: ubiquitin conjugating enzyme activity. Lineage: Eukaryota; Metazoa; Arthropoda; Insecta; Diptera; Drosophilidae.
GUCAAAAUAACAAUAAUAUUUUAACACGCAUACACAAAACAAAAUAUACCUACAAAGCGCGGCGAUAAUUGCUAGGCGAACAAAUGACCACCGCUGCCUCCACAUCGCAACAUGCCUCGUCGACGAUGAUGGCCGGCUCUGGAUCCUCCUCCAACACAACGACGCCCAGUAGCUCGGCGGUGCGCGCUUUGGCCAUGGAGUACAAGUCAUUGCAGGAGGAGCCGGUCGAAGGAUUUCGCGUAAAGCUGAUUAACGAUGAUAAUCUAUUUGAAUGGGAAGUCGCCAUAUUCGGGCCACCGGAUACACUCUACCAGGGCGGCUAUUUUAAGGCCCACAUGAAGUUUCCGCCUGACUAUCCAUACUCGCCACCAACAAUACGCUUUCUCACCAAAGUGUGGCAUCCAAAUGUCUACGAGAAUGGCGAUCUAUGCAUAUCCAUACUUCAUCCGCCGGUAGAUGAUCCGCAGAGCGGUGAGCUGCCUUGCGAGCGCUGGAAUCCCACACAGAAUGUGAGGACCAUUCUCCUGUCGGUAAUAUCACUUCUCAACGAGCCCAACACAUUCUCACCGGCCAAUGUGGAUGCAUCGGUUAUGUACCGCCGAUGGCGGGACUCGCAGGGCAAGGACAAUGAGUAUCCAAACAUCAUACGCAAACAGGCAUUGGCCGCCAAUGCUGAGGCCAAGCGAGAGGGCAUUGUGGUACCGAUGACUCUUGAGGACUAUUGCCUUAAGCCAGCACGCAAGCCCACAGCAGAAUCUGCCUUGGAUGCGAACUUCUACGAUGAUGAUUUUGAUCUAGAGACCGAGGAUUUCGAUGAGGACUUAGACUUAGACAGUGACUAGACUACUUUCUAGAACUUUCUGGCCGCGCAGAUGAUGCAAUCUUCCGAUGAUAGCGGCAAGGGCGAGACCACAUAAUGCAGCCAUGCAUCGCUAGAUCGCAUAGUUUUUUCUUUCUUUCACUCCUGCCCUAGGCGACGCGACACCGCCUCUUCAUUUCUCCAACAUUAUUACUAUGAUUAACGCUAAUUAUAGAAGUUUAAAAACUAACAAAAAAGAAGAAAUCAAACAGAAAAUGAAAAUAAUGAUUUACAUUACAUAGUUUAAACGAAUAAC